CUCUCUCAUCUUCGUUACAUUUCUUUUCAAAGGGGAAAAAAUAAGAACUUUUCUUUAUUUCCGGUGCUCAUCGACUUCGACACCAUUGAAAUCUUCAAUUCUCCGAGCAAAUCACGACCGAUUGGAGCGACUAGUGACGCGGGGACACUCCCUGCAUAGGAAAUCUGGGCAGAAUCGGACGACUUAGGAUCGAACACGGUGUUGCGGAAGGUGGUGCUAGGGCUGAUGGGCGCCGCGGGCUCCAAACUCGAGAAAGCUCUCGGCGACCAAUUUCCCGAAGGAGAACGCUACUUCGGCUUCGAGAAUUUCGGCAACACUUGCUACUGUAACAGCGUUUUGCAGGCCCUCUAUUUUUGCGUUCCCUUUCGCGAACAAUUGCUUGAAUACUAUGCGAAUAACAAAAGUGUUGCCGAUGCUGAAGAGAAUCUCUUGACCUGCUUGGCUGACUUAUUUUCACAGAUAAGUUCCCAGAAGAAGAAAACAGGCGUUAUUGCUCCAAAGCGCUUCGUACAGAGGCUGAAGAAACAAAACGAGCUGUUCCGGAGUUAUAUGCACCAGGACGCACACGAGUUCUUGAAUUAUUUGCUCAAUGAGCUUGUUGACAUAUUGGAGAAAGAAACACAAUCUGCAAAGAACGGUAAGGAGGAAACCUCGUCUUCGUCUCCUGAAAAGUUUGCGAAUGGACCAAAAGCUCCACAGGCAAAUGGUGGACAGAAGGAACCUAUUGUUUCUUGGGUUCACAAGAUUUUUCAGGGCAUUCUUACCAACGAGACAAGGUGUUUACGGUGUGAGACAGUGACAGCAAGGGACGAGACUUUCCUUGACUUGAGCCUUGAUAUCGAACAGAACAGUUCCAUAACUAGCUGUCUGAAAAACUUCAGCUCCACCGAGACUCUUCAUGCCGAUGACAAAUUCUUCUGUGACAAGUGCUGCAGUUUACAGGAAGCACAGAAGAGGAUGAAGAUCAAGAAGCCACCAAACAUCUUAGUCAUCCAUCUGAAACGAUUCAAAUACAUCGAACAGCUCGGCCGCUACAAGAAGCUUUCGUAUCGGGUAGUCUUCCCUCUUGAACUGAAACUCAGCAACACGGUGGAAGAGUAUGCAGACAUUGAGUACUCGCUCUUUGCUGUGGUGGUCCAUGUCGGCAGCGGACCGACCCCCGGCCACUACGUCAGCCUCGUGAAAAGCCACAACCACUGGCUGUUCUUUGACGACGAGAACGUCGAGAUGAUCGAGGAAUCCGCCGUCCAGACGUUCUUCGGGUCCUCGCAGGAGUACUCGAGCAACACCGAUCACGGGUACAUCUUGUUCUACGAGAGCCUCGGACCAAAGUAAGUUAAAAAACAUGAGCUGAGUAAGAAUCUUUCCACCCUUUUAUCAUAUGUCUCGCUCCAAAUCUCUGCGGAGUUGAAAAUGUAUCUCUUUUAUCAUAUUUUUUUUCUCUCUUUUUCAAGAAAAAAGAAAAAGGUUGUUCACUUUGGAAGCCAUGUACAGUGGAAUGGUCGGAACUCCUUUGACCCUGGUCUUUUUUUUCCCGCAAUAAGAAACGAAGGAAGCGAGCUUAUUUAUAUUUUAUAAUUCAUUGGUUUUGA
Tarenaya hassleriana is the source of this 1592-nucleotide messenger RNA. Its product is annotated as ubiquitin carboxyl-terminal hydrolase 3. The coding region runs from base 226 to 1335 and encodes 369 amino acids. Gene Ontology annotation, cellular component: cytosol; nucleus. Gene Ontology annotation, molecular function: cysteine-type endopeptidase activity; cysteine-type deubiquitinase activity. Gene Ontology annotation, biological process: protein deubiquitination. The record is from RefSeq and is a predicted model, not a curated record. The transcript has 6 exons. NCBI's taxonomy places the organism in Eukaryota, Viridiplantae, Streptophyta, Magnoliopsida, Brassicales, Cleomaceae.